GGUGAAUAUAUUAGUUACUAUAAAAUGACAUAUAUUCUGAUGUUGUAUUCAAUUUUCGAAUAUUUUUAUACAAAAAUUAUGUGUUAAGUAAGAUAAUGCAGUGUUUGAAAAAACUUGCCGUUUUAAAUAAAUCACAAUAUAUAAUUAAGAGAAGGAGAGAAUUUAAUAUAUUAAAUGUCAUAUGUCAGUGUAAAUAUGAAUCUGAUGUAGCAUUUGAAUAUACGGAGAAUGAAAAAGAAAAGAAUAUCUAUGCACAGGUGUCACAAGACUAUUUAGGAACAGUUGUUGGUGGAAACAGAAUAUUUGUGAUACAACCAUAUAUUAAAUGGGGUGUUAAUAAGAAAAGGAAUACUACGCCUCAGUUGCAAUUGUCAGAGGCAAAAGCACUCGUCAGUAAUCUAACAAGUUGGAAUGUUGUUGGUGAAAAACUUGUUCCUUUACUUAGCCUUCAGAGAAAUAAGUUAGUUGGUUCAGGAGCUCUUGAGACAUUGAAACAUGAUAUUGAGAAAUGUCCACAUGUUACAGCCAUAUUUAUUAGUACAAAUUCAUUGAAAUUUGUACAAAUUGCUGAGUUGCAAAAGACUUUUAAUUUGCCAAUUUACGAUCGUUAUUCUAUAGUCAUUCAUAUUUUUCGAGAACGUGCGAAAACUCCAGAAGCAAAGUUACAAGUAGCUUUAGCUGAACUUCCAUAUGUAAAACAGAAAAUGAUUGAUUUCACUACUUAUCGCAUUGGACGAAUAAACUAUACUGAGAAAAUGAAGAACAUGCUUCAAGCUAGAGAGAAAAAAUUAAGAAAUGCAUUACAGAAAUUGAAAGAGCACAGGCAGAGAAUAAAACAGCAGAGACUCAGUUAUGGAUUUCCAACCAUUGCUAUUGUCGGCUACACAAACGCUGGCAAAACAUCUUUGAUAAAAGCAUUAACAGAUGAUGAUUCAUUGCAACCUGAGGACAAGCUAUUUGCUACUUUAGAUACAACAGUACAUCCAGGAUUACUUCCAAAUAUGUUGAAAGUAUUAUACGUUGAUACCAUUGGCUUUAUCCAAGAUAUUCCAGAAACUUUAAUAGAGCCAUUUAUAGUAACUUUAGAGGAUGCUAUGAGUGCAGAUAUUUUAGUUCAUGUGUUUGAUGUGAGUCAUCCUGAUGUUCAAGCUCAAAUUCAACACGUUCAGAAAACAAUAGAGCCUAUGAUUGAUGAAAAUAAAUUAAUAAUUAACGUCGCUAAUAAAUGUGACAUAGUAGAAAAACAUGUCGUAGAAAGCGUCAUACCAAAGGAUACGUUUACUAUUUCUGCUGUUAAAUUAACCGGCAUUAAUUUAUUACGAUCGAGAAUAGAAGAAGAAAUUACAAAUACAACGAAUUUACUAAAGAGACGAAUUAGGGUGAAAAGUGGAAGUAUAGAAGCGUCAUGGUUGUAUAAAGAAACGACAGUUCUAAAUGUUGAACCUGAUCCUAAAAAUCUACAAUAUUUGAUAAUGGAUGUAUACAUGACAGUACCUAUAUUUCAUAAAUUCAAACGAUUUUUAAAACUCACUUGAUUUAAAUAAAUUUACACAAGCAUA
This is a messenger RNA of Frieseomelitta varia, 1559 nucleotides long. Its product is annotated as putative GTP-binding protein 6. The coding region runs from base 96 to 1535 and encodes 479 amino acids. Gene Ontology annotation, molecular function: ribosome binding; GTP binding. The transcript has 3 exons. NCBI's taxonomy places the organism in Eukaryota, Metazoa, Arthropoda, Insecta, Hymenoptera, Apidae. Gene Ontology annotation, cellular component: cytoplasm. The record is from RefSeq and is a predicted model, not a curated record.